Corylus avellana is the source of this 1610-nucleotide messenger RNA. Lineage: Eukaryota; Viridiplantae; Streptophyta; Magnoliopsida; Fagales; Betulaceae. The record is from RefSeq and is a predicted model, not a curated record.
UACUCCAUCAAGAUCAUCUAUCUACCUCGAGUCCUUGACCCACUGCAUCAAUCACCAGAUCUGCUGCUUCUGCAUAUUUCUCUUGGAGUCCUUUCACCCACUGCAUCAUAAGAUCUGCUUCCUCUUCCUCAGGAAAUGGGUGCGACUGCUAAGUCUCUUGCUUUCUUCUUCAAUCAUUUGCUUAUCGAUCCUCAUUAUUGUCGUGGCCUAUGCAAUUUCGGUCGGUGGAAGGAGGCAACUAAACUAUGGAAUGAGAUGGUGGAAAGGAAAAUCAUGCCCAAUUUGCAUACAUUCAGCAUAUUGGUGGACACUCUUGGCAAAGAAGGGAGGUUGACAGAGGCUAAAGAAGUUUUUGAUGCGAUGACUAAGAGAGGCAUAAAGCCAAAUGUAGUCACGUACAAGUCUUUGAUUGACGGUUACUGUUUGCAAAAUAGAAUGUAUGAAGCUGUCAAAUUAUUUAAUACGAUGGUUCAGAAGGGUUGUUCACCUUGUGUUGUUAGCUAUAGCAUAUUGAUCAAUGGAUAUUGUAAGAACAGAAAAAUUAAUGAGGCAAUGAGUCUAUUUAGUGAAAUGUCCACAAAGGGGAUUUUUCCCAAUGUUGUCACUUACAGCACACUUAUCGGAGGGUUUUGCCGAGUUGGGAGACCUAAAAUUGCAUUAGAGCUACUCCACGAGAUGCAAGGUUGUGGCCAACCUCCAAAUCUCCAAACUUGUGCUAUUUUGUUAGAUGGCCUAUGUAAGAAUCUACACUUUAUUGAGGUAGUGGCAUUGUUCAAGGAGAUGAAAGACAAAAGGUUAGACCUUGAUAUUGUGAUUUACAGCAUCUUGAUUGAUGGUAUGUGUAAUGUUGGGAAACUUACGACUGCAAGUGAAUUAUUUAAUGCACUUCCUACCAAAGGUUUGUAACCUAAUGUUUGGACUUACAAUAUAAUGAUCAAAGGUCUUUGCAAAGAGGGACUACUAAAUGAAGCGAGGGAAUUAUUUGAGAAAAUGGAAGAUAACGGUUGUUCACCUGACCAUUUCACAUAUAACACAAUCAUCCAAGGCUUCUUGCAACAUAAUGAGACAUCAUGGGCGGUGAAAUAUCUCAAGAUGAUGGUUGACAAGGGUUUCUCGGCAAAUGCAACCACGGCAACCAUUUUGAUCGAUUUGAUGUUUACUAAUCGAGCAGAUAAAACAUUACAAGAUUUUUUUCAAAUAUCCGUGUGAAAGCUUUAUAGUUCUUCAACGUGUAGGACAAAUUUCAUAUUCUAAUCUUUGCAGAGCCAAUAUGUAAGGAAUAAAUGCAUAUUUGUUGCAAGUCAUUAAGGUGAUCUUCCUUUUCGUGUCUUUUGGACUAUUGUUGUGUAUUGCUAUUCCUAUUUUGUUAUACUUUUUUACAAAUAUGUUUAGACUUGUGUUGUAAUCAAAAAAACUUCUUAAAGAUUUAUUCAAUUAUUUUGUUGAUGCAGAAUUAUUUCAGAAUAUUGUUCAUUUUAAAGACAACCCCAGAUAUUUUAAAGGCUUUAGUUUCUUACAUUUUAAAGAACGUUUCCUAAAGAGCAAAGGGGUUGGUAUAAUUACUGCUUCUCCACUUGCAAUGGGUCUUCUUACUGAGAGUGGUCCUCCAA